Hibiscus syriacus is the source of this 943-nucleotide messenger RNA. Its product is annotated as F-box protein SKIP24. Gene Ontology annotation, molecular function: protein binding. Lineage: Eukaryota; Viridiplantae; Streptophyta; Magnoliopsida; Malvales; Malvaceae. The coding region runs from base 87 to 806 and encodes 239 amino acids. The transcript is spliced from 4 exons. The record is from RefSeq and is a predicted model, not a curated record.
UCUAGAACCAGUUCUAGAAACUAUCCGGAUAAAACCGGAUCUUUUCAGCUGAAAAAAAAAAUCAAUUAGAAAAAUAAAGAAGAAAAAUGAGUUCGAGGAACGAACUACCAGACGAGCUAUGGAGAAAAAUACUAGAAAUCGGAAUCAAAGCCUCGAGCUUUACAUACAAAGAUCUUUGUUGCGUUUCAAUCAGCUGCAGACGCCUCCAUCGUUUAUCCGAUGAAUAUUCACUCUGGUCCCACUUGAUCUCCGUUGAUUUCCCCACACAAACCUCGUCAGUUCCAUCAUCAUGUUCCUCCCCUAAAUCCCUUUACAGAAUCAGGUUUGAGAGGGAAAGAGAGAGGAAGUUAUGGGCUCAUAAAAGGGCGGUGUUGAGGAAAGAGAGUCAGGUUGCCGAGCAUAUUCGGAAACUUCGAGAAAUCGAGGUUCGAUUACUUGAGGAAAGAAAUAAAUUGAAGUCCUCUCUAUCGGAAUUGUCUAAUUUACAUAAAGUUAGUCAAGCUUUCGUAGCUUUGAAUGUGUGGCAACCCGAGGUUGUGCGUGGUAGGCAGAAGCAACUGGUUGAGCAAUGUACUGUUCCGGUCGAGUCUAGAGUCCGUGCACUGGAUAUGGAGGUUAAGCUUUGCAACCAGCAGCUACAAGUGUUCAAUAAGGCCUAUAGAGACGAGAAACGAAGGCUUGAUACAGCGAAGGAAGAGUUGAAAUCCAUGAAAUAUCACCCUUUACGAGAUUAUACGCCGAUAAGUAACGAAAGCCAUGAAAAUGGGAGAAAGAAGAAGAAGUUGAAAAGCAUACAUCAAGCGUAAGAUUCUAGUUUAUUUCCUCGUCCGCUAUAAUUGGGGGGGGGGGUGAUGUUGUGACAUGUUUUUCUCUGCUUCAUUGUGUUUUACAUACUUUUCAUUCUGGAGUGAUUUAUGAGAAUGUGAGUUGCAUGUUUCAAAUA